Molecule: messenger RNA, 1267 nt
Organism: Eurypyga helias (sunbittern)
Lineage: Eukaryota; Metazoa; Chordata; Aves; Eurypygiformes; Eurypygidae
Gene: ATG4C
Product: autophagy related 4C, cysteine peptidase
Exons: 9
Molecular function (GO): protein-phosphatidylethanolamide deconjugating activity
Source: RefSeq, a predicted model, not a curated record
CAGUAGCAGCACUGAACGUCUUACAAGACAGCGAUGGCUUUUUCCCUAGAAUUUGAAUAUGGAGGCCACGGGGACAGAUGAAGUAGAAAAGAUAAAAUCCAAGUUUAUGUCUGCAUGGCACAACAUGAAAUACAGUUGGGUGUUGAAAACAAAAACUUACUUCAGUAGAAACUCUCCUGUCUUUCUGCUGGGGAAAUGCUACCACUUCAAAACCGACGAAUCUGGUGAGCUCUCCACAGAUGGGUCCCGUUUCAGUAACAUCAACACUGAGAUUUCAGGAAACGUUGAGGAUUUCCGCAAGGAUUUUAUUUCUAGAAUAUGGCUGACUUACAGAGAGGAAUUUCCUCAGAUAAAGGGAUCUGCGUUAACAACAGACUGUGGCUGGGGUUGCACGCUGAGAACGGGGCAGAUGCUGCUGGCUCAAGGUCUCAUGCUUCACUUCCUUGGCAGAGCCUGGGUCUGGCCAGACGCGUUGGACGUUGACAGUUCAGACUCUGAAUCGUGGACAGCCCAUACAGUAAAAAAGCUGACGGCAUCGUUCGAAGCGUCGCUCACAGCGGAAAGAGAACCCAAGAUCCUCUCAAAUCAUCAUCGGGGACCGCUGAAGAGAAACUGUGAUGGCGAUGAAAUGAGAAACGACGUUUAUCACAGAAAAAUAAUUUCCUGGUUUGGCGACUUUCCGCUGGCAGCUUUCGGCCUACACCAGCUAAUAGAAUACGGAAAGAAGUCUGGAAAAAUGGCUGGCGAUUGGUACGGGCCCGCAGUCGUUGCACACAUUUUAAGAAAAGCUGUUGAAGAAGCCAGAGACCCUGAGCUACAAGGAGUUACAGUCUAUGUCGCUCAGGAUUGUACAGUCUACAGUUCAGAUGUUACUGACAGACAGUGUUCCCUCACGGACUCGGGAAAAGCAGAGACAAAAGCUGUAAUUAUACUGGUUCCUGUGCGACUCGGUGGAGAGAGAACAAACAUGGACUACUUAGAGUUUGUAAAGGGAAUUUUAAGCCUUGAGUACUGUGUGGGUAUUAUUGGUGGCAAACCCAAGCAGUCCUAUUACUUCACUGGAUUUCAAGAUGACAGUUUGAUUUACAUGGAUCCUCAUUACUGCCAAUCUUUUGUAGAUGUCAGCAUAAAGGAUUUCCCUCUUGAGUCAUUCCACUGUCCUUCUCCCAAAAAGAUGUCCUUCAAAAAAAUGGAUCCGAGCUGCACGAUAGGAUUUUACUGUAGGACGGUGCAGGACUUCGAGAAGGCUGCCGAGGAGAUCACCAAG